AGGGAGAUCAGGACCUGCAAUCGCUGCCGGCUGCUCAAACUUCAAUGCGACCAAUCGAAGCCGUCAUGCCAGCGGUGCACCAGAGCGAAUGUCUCCUGUUCCCUUGGUGUUUGUCCGCCGACUCAAAUGUCUGACUCUUCACUGCCACAACCUGAGGUAGAGCUCUCACGCCCUGAACGUCAUGCGCACCAGCACCAAGGAAACAGCAGCGAUAAACAGCCUAGCCUUGUCAGGAAGAGGCAGCGAGCCCAACUAUCUUGCAUACGAUGCCGCCGACUCAAGGUUAAAUGUGACAAGGCGCUGCCCUGCUCACGAUGUCGCUUGUCCGGUUGGGGAAAGUUUUGUGAGUACCACCACAGAGCAGAAAAAGCCGACCUAUCCCCAGAUGUCAGUCCGCAACAAACGAUGCAAGAACCCAACAGCGUCAUCAAGUCAUGGCAUGCACAGAGUCGGAGUGCUACCCAUUGGAGCGAACUUUUAUCCACACUAAAAUUACAAGCUGGGCGUAAAGAUCUUCCAGUCUGCCACAUGAUCGCCGACUUGAUUCGCCAGCAAAAGGCCGGAAUUCUGGACGAAUCUGUGUUGCCUGGGAAUUUUCCAUUAAAUAGUCCAUCAGCUGCCAAGUUUUUAUGCAUGGAUACUAUCCAGGACCUACUCCAACGCCAUCGAGAAGCAUGCCAAUCUUACAUGGAUGGCUACUUAGCCCUCUACCAAGCAGGUAUCCCCAUUAUUGACACUUCUACAUUUCUACCUAUGAUCGAGAGGUUCUGGAAUGAUCCCAUGGCAGCAGAUAUGACCUGGGUAGCCUGUUUCUUGAUGGUUUUGGCACUGGGGUGUUUUGCCGUGACGAGGGAUGAGCAUUCAACAUCGGAGCUCUGCAUGGCAGCUGAGGCUUGUCUGAGUCGGACUCCUUUCAUGAUUCAACCAGACAUUCUAGCCAUAAGAACCCUUUGCCUUAUGGUACUUGCUAAGCAAACGGUCAAUACCACAUGUCGUACGUUCGAUUCGUGCUGGACAUUGCUGGGGAUUGUCACGCGUGCAGCCGUGGGAAUGGGUUUGCAUAGGCAGCCUGCGCCACUGCAUCAUUCUCGUGAGGAGGUUCUUGCUUGGCAGUCCAGACAAACACUAUGGUCUAUCAUCGUAUAUUUUUGCGUACAAGUCGCUGCGAUUACAGGAAAACCAUUGCUUGUAUCAGCCGAUAUCGAAACUGAAAAGCCACUGUACAACGAAGUUGUGAAGCAUAAUGACCAUGUGCGGCAACUCAUGGAUACCUCAUUGGGCAACAUCCACGGCAAGCCGAGGCUUUACAUGACGUUGGAUAUCUUUUUCCGUCGUAUUCUCCUUGUGCUGCACCGCUCUCACGCAUUACAUCCUGGCGCCCCGCUUGACUACCAAGUUUCGUAUUGGGCUUCUCUGGAAUGCGGCCUAGCAAUUCUGGUGCAUCACCGAGAUCUAGCAGAGCAAAACAAGGCGGAUAACACAAGCAUCCUUAACCGUCUCUUCAAACUCGACAUUUUCUCCGCAAUGCUGACCGUUUGCCUGCAUCUGCUCCACCGUGAGGCGCCUCUUUCUGCAGGACUCACAGUUCCACCGCGUCGUAUAAUUUUGAACACGUUGCAAGAAUGUGUGGGGAUUUGG
Messenger RNA from Trichoderma virens Gv29-8, 1638 nucleotides. RefSeq lists its product as uncharacterized. The annotation marks the transcript as partial. The transcript has 3 exons. The record is from RefSeq and is a predicted model, not a curated record. Gene Ontology annotation, molecular function: DNA binding; zinc ion binding; DNA-binding transcription factor activity, RNA polymerase II-specific. Gene Ontology annotation, biological process: regulation of DNA-templated transcription; DNA-templated transcription. NCBI's taxonomy places the organism in Eukaryota, Fungi, Ascomycota, Sordariomycetes, Hypocreales, Hypocreaceae.